AUGGUAGUGGCAGACGAAGAAAAGAAGAAGAGAGAGGAAGAGGAAGAGGAAGACGAAGAAAGGGGUAUUUAUAUGUUGAAGAGAGAGAGAGAGAGAGCAAGUCCAGAAGUGAAGACGGGAGGACAGCAAGCAGCAAGCAGCAACACAGACAGACAGACAGGAGAGAGAAAAGAAGAGAAGAGAAGAAGAAGAAGAGAAGAAGAAGAAGAGACUGACCUGUCGAGAACUGUCUUGAAUCUCUGUCCAUCUUCUAUCUUCAGUCAGUCAAGGGUUCCUCAGGGUAUCCAGCAUCCAACACGAGAAAGGGUCAACCAUCAUAUCAACCCUCUUCGACUCUCUCCAUCGUCCACCACCCCGAAGAAUGCUAUCCUCACCACCACCGCCGGGGCUCGGCCAGGUGGUGAGGAUAGUUGGUGGAGAGAAGAGAAGAGAAAGAAAAGAAGAGAAAAGAAGAAGAAGAAGAAGAGAGGAAGAGAAGGAGGGGGAGGGGAGAAGCCCCCCCCCUUUUAUAGACUGUCUGCUGGCUGUCUUGUCGUCGACGAGAGCCAGUUAACCAGUCAUCGUCAUCAUCAUCAUCAUCUUCUUCUUCUUACUGUCCUUCUUUUGGGGAAGAGAAGAAGAAGAGAGUCAGAAGGACAGAAAGAUAGAAGAGAUAGAAGUGGUAGAAGAGAGAUAGAAGUAGAUCAAGGAGACAUCAAGGAUAGACAGUUGGAAGACAAGAGACAAGAGACAGGAGACAAGAGAUCUUCAUCUUCAUCUUCAUCUUCUUCUGUUUCAUCUUUUUAUCUUUUUAUCUCUACUUCUCUUCUUCUUCUACUUCUUUUACUUCUUCUUCUUCUACUCAUGUCGAGUGUCUCUUCCUCUGCAGACUCGAAGAUGCCCAAGGACGACUCUCUGGUCGGUGGUGGUGGUGGCAGUGGUGGUGGUGGUGAUGCUGCGACUUCAACGACUUCAACGACUUCGACUUCGACUCCCCCGACGACCGACCUCCCAGAUAAGCCGGUCGACGACUCCUCCAAGCUGCGCGCCUUUCUCUCCAUCCUCCGCAAAGAUAAAGAUAAAGAUACUGACAGUGAUAGCUUCAUCGGGGUCUCGGACAUCGCCUCGGUGCGCUUUUCCUUGCCGGCACAGCUCCUCGAGCCCAUUCCAAAUCUCGGUCAGUCUCCUCACUUUUAUACUUAUAUAUAUAUAUAUAUAUAUAUACAUACUUACUUAUGGAUAGAGUACUGGAACUACCUCGACAGGCCAGAGAGCUUUGCCAGCAUAGGAAAGUCGGAUGACGAGCUGGGGCGCAUGCUCGAGGUCCUGCGCUUCUGGUUCACCAAGGACCUGGUAGGUCUUCUCCUGUUUUCUACUUAUUUACUUACUUGUCUGCCAAUUGAGAAGAAAUACGUCAAAGGGAAGCCCUGCAAGCCUUACAACUCGGUCCUCGGAGAGUUCUUCAGGUGCAACUGGGAGGUCAAAGAUACCGAAGCUGCAGUCUCGCUUCCCCCGGCCAAGCCAGAGUCCAGCUCCAACUCCAAGUCCAACUCCGCCGCCCCGUCCAUCGCAUCCACCUCUGCCACUACUACUACCACCACCACUUCUUCUUCUUCUCCUUCUGCCGAGACAGUCAAGAUAUCCUACAUCACCGAACAGACUUCCCACCACCCCCCCGUCUCCGCUUUCUGGGUAGACUGCCCCCAACGUGGCAUCACCGCCCGCGGGUUCGACCAGAUCAGCGCCAAGUUCACAGGCACCUCAGUCCGCAUCACCCCGGGACAGCAUAACCUCGGCAUCUUCAUCACCCUCGCCCGCCGCGACAACGAAGAGUACCGGCUCACCCACCCAGACGCCCAUCUAGGCGGUCUCCUGCGUGGUGCCCUCUCGGUCUCCGUCGCUGAUACCUGCUACAUCACCUGUCCACGCACCAGGAUAAAGGCCAUCCUGCAGUACCUCGAGGACGGAUGGCUCAGUAAAGCCCAGCAUCGUGUCACCGGAGCCGUGUUCAGAUACGAUCCUGACAACGACUGCAUCACUCGUAUCAAGGACAUCCCCGCGACACACCUCCUAGCUGAGAUCUCCGGCUCCUGGCACGAACGCAUAUACUUCAACCUGCCCUCCAACCCAAAGGAUAAACAGCUGCUCAUCGACGUCACGCCGCUCUUCCCCGCGGCCAAAAUCACCCCUCCCCCCGAAAAGCAGCUCGCCUACGAAUCCCGUCGGCUCUGGGCAGACAUCACCGCCGCCAUCAACGCCAAGCAGUACUCCCUUGCCACCAGGCUGAAACACGAGCUCGAAGAGUCCCAGCGCUCCAAGGCCGCCUUGCGCAAGGAGAACAACCACGAGUGGACCCCCAGGUUCUUUACCGUCGCAGAACAGCAUAUCCAGCCUGGCAGACCGCAUCUGACGGACGACGGUCGCAAGGCACUGGACAACUUACAUCGUGAUCUCUUUGACCUGGACGAGAAGCUGACUCCCUCGGGCGAGUUUGCUCGAUAA
Trichophyton verrucosum HKI 0517 is the source of this 2481-nucleotide messenger RNA. RefSeq lists its product as uncharacterized. Gene Ontology annotation, biological process: exocytosis; maintenance of cell polarity; piecemeal microautophagy of the nucleus. Gene Ontology annotation, cellular component: membrane; cytosol; intracellular membrane-bounded organelle. The record is from RefSeq and is a predicted model, not a curated record. Lineage: Eukaryota; Fungi; Ascomycota; Eurotiomycetes; Onygenales; Arthrodermataceae. Bases 1 to 2481 code for a protein of 826 amino acids. The transcript is spliced from 10 exons. Gene Ontology annotation, molecular function: sterol binding.